Messenger RNA from Lampris incognitus (smalleye Pacific opah), 5757 nucleotides. RefSeq names its product dicer 1, ribonuclease type III (gene dicer1). NCBI's taxonomy places the organism in Eukaryota, Metazoa, Chordata, Actinopteri, Lampriformes, Lampridae. The transcript has 28 exons. The coding region runs from base 1 to 5757 and encodes 1918 amino acids. Gene Ontology annotation, molecular function: deoxyribonuclease I activity; ATP binding; protein binding. Gene Ontology annotation, cellular component: nucleus; RISC complex; cytoplasm. Gene Ontology annotation, biological process: siRNA processing; apoptotic DNA fragmentation; pre-miRNA processing. The record is from RefSeq and is a predicted model, not a curated record.
AUGGCAGGCCUACAGCUCGUCACUCCUGCCUCUUCACCCAUGGGGCCCUUCUUCGGUCUGCCAUGGCAGCAGGAGGCCAUCCAUGACAACAUCUACACACCUAGGAAAUAUCAGGUUGAACUUCUUGAAGCAGCUCUUGAACACAAUACUAUUGUCUGCUUGAAUACUGGCUCAGGGAAGACCUUUAUUGCAGUACUCCUAACAAAAGAGCUGUCCCACCAAAUUCGUGGAGACUUCCGAGAAAAUGCAAAGAGGACUGUUUUUCUGGUUAAUACAGCUUCGUCUGUGGUUCAGCAAGCAGCAGCAGUUCGGACUCACUCAGACUUACAGGUGGGAGAGUAUACCAAUGUGGAGGACACCUUAGCAUGGAGAGACCAACAUUGGGCCAGAGAGAUGAUUGAAAACCAGGUGCUCGUCAUGACGUGCCACAUAUUCCUGCAUGUACUCAAGAAUGGAAUCUUGCCACUGUCUAAAAUCAAUCUGGUGGUGUUUGAUGAGUGCCACCUUGCCAUCACAGACCACCCCUACCAGGAGAUAAUGAAGCUGUUUGAGGGCUGUCCAUGCAGUCCCCGCAUUCUGGGUCUCACCGCCUCCAUCCUUAAUGGGAAAUGUGACCCACUGGAACUGGAGCAGAAGAUCCAGAACCUAGAACAGAUCCUGAGGAGCAAUGCUGAAACUGCCACUGACCUUGUGGUCUUGGACAGAUAUGCUUCUCAGCCAAGAGAAGUGGUAGUAGACUGCGGCCCCUACCUGGACAAGAGCGGCCUCUCAGGGCGUCUGCUGGGAGAGCUCAAUGAAGCACUCGACUUUCUCCAUGACUGCAACAUACCUGUGACCAGGGAAGAUCGUGACCCCACUUUCAUAUCGAAACAGGUUCUGAGUGACUGCUGCGCCGUGCUGCUGGUUUUGGGGCCCUGGUGCGCAGACAAAGUGGCGGGCAUCAUGGUGCGCGAACUCCAGAAGUAUAUCAAGCAUGAACAGGAGGAGCUCAAUCGUAAGUUUUUGCUCUUCACCGACACAAUCCUGCGCAAGGUGCACGCCCUCUGUGAAGAACACUUCUCGCCUGCCUCGCUGGACCUCAAGUUCGUCACACCCAAAGUCCUUCGCCUGCUGGAGAUCCUGCACGAGUACAAGCCUUUCGAGCGGCAGCAGUUCGAGAGCGUGGAGUGGUACAACAACCGUAACCAGGACAACUAUGUGUCAUGGAGUGACUCUGAGGAUGAAGACGAAGAUGAGGAGGUGGAAGCCAAGGAGAAGCCCGAAGCCAAUUUUCCCUCGCCCUUCACCAACAUCCUGUGUGGAAUCAUAUUUGUGGAGAGGCGUUACACAGCUGUUGUUCUAAAUCGUCUAAUCAAAGAGGCAGGAAAGCAGGAUCCAGAGCUGGCUUACAUCAGCAGCAACUUCAUCACAGGCCACAGCAUUGGUAAAAAUCAGCCACGCAACAAGCAGAUGGAGGUUGAGUUCAGGAAACAAGAAGAGGUUCUCCGCAAAUUUCGAGCUCAUGAAACCAACUUGCUCAUCGCCACCAGCAUUGUGGAGGAAGGUGUAGAUAUUCCAAAGUGCAACCUGGUGGUGCGUUUUGACCUUCCCACAGAAUACCGGUCCUAUGUCCAGUCCAAAGGCAGGGCCCGCGCACCUGUGUCCAACUACAUCAUGUUGGCAGACAGUGAUAGGACCAAAGCCUUUGAGGAGGAUCUCAAGACCUACAAGGCCAUAGAGAAGAUCUUGAGAAACAAGUGUUCCAAGUCGGCGGAGGUGACAGAGUUUGAGGUGGAGCAGGUGCUGGAUGACGACAACAUUCUCCCACCCUACGUGCUUCGCUCUGAGGACGGGGGUCCCCGCGUCACGAUCAACACAGCCAUUGGACACAUUAACAGGUAUUGUGCUCGACUUCCAAGUGACCCAUUCACCCACUUGGCGCCCAAGUGUAAAACUGUGGAGACAAAGGAUGGACGGUACCAGUCCACGCUCUUCCUGCCCAUCAACUCCCCGCUGAGAGCCCCAGUAAAGGGUCCUGUCAUGAGUUGUGCCAGACUUGCCGAGAAAGCUGUUGCACUACUGUGUUGUGAGAAGCUUCACAAAAUAGGCGAGCUGGAUGACCACCUGAUGCCAGUUGGGAAGGAGACAGUAAAGUAUGAGGAGGAGUUAGACCUGCAUGAUGAGGAGGAGACCAGUGUCCCUGGCCGACCUGGCUCCACCAAAAGGAGGCAGUGCUACCCUAAAGCCAUACCAGAGUGUCUUCGAGAUAGUUUCGCUUUACCGCAGCAGUCCUACUACCUAUAUGUGAUAGGGAUGGUCCUUACCACCCCUCUUCCCGACGAGCUCAACUUUCGCAGAAGGAAGCUCUACCCACCAGAGGACACCACCAGGUGCUUCGGCAUCCUGACUGCCAAACCCAUACCCAGAAUUCCCCAUUUCCCAGUGUACACCCGUUCAGGCGAGGUGACCAUUUCAAUUGAGCUGCAGAAGUCGGGCUUCACUCUCACUGCCGCCCAGCUGGACCUCAUCACGCGCCUACACCAGUACAUCUUCUCCCACAUACUCCGUCUGGAGAAACCUGCGCUGGAGUUCAAGCCCACGCUGGCUGACUCUGCUUACUGUGUUUUGCCCCUUAAUGUUGUUGGGGAUUCCAACACACUUGAUUUGGACUUCAAGUUUAUGGAGGACAUAGAGAAAUCUGAGGCCCGUAUUGGCAUUCCUACCACUCAGUACACCAAGCAGAAUCCCUUCACCUUCAAACUAGAGGACUACCAGGAUGCUGUCAUCAUUCCAAGGUAUCGCAACUUUGACCAGCCGCAUCGCUUCUAUGUGGCCGACGUGUACACAGACCUCACACCCCUAAGCAAGUUCCCUUCACCAGAGUAUGAGACCUUUGCAGAAUACUACAAAACAAAGUACAACUUGGACCUGUCCAAUCUGAACCAGCCACUUCUGGACGUAGACCACACCUCAUCCAGACUUAACCUGUUGACACCUCGGCAUCUCAACCAGAAAGGUAAAGCGCUGCCGCUCAGCAGUGCUGAGAAGAGGAAGGCCAAGUGGGAAAGUCUUCAGAAUAAACAGAUUCUUGUUCCAGAGCUGUGUGCCAUUCAUCCCAUCCCCGCCUCCCUGUGGAGGAAGGCGGUGUGUCUACCCAGCAUCCUCUACCGCCUACACUGCCUCCUCACGGCAGAGGAGCUAAGAGCCCAGACGGCCAUUGAAGCUGGAGUUGGAGCUCAGACCCUACCUCCUGACUUCAGAUAUCCAAACCUAGACUUCGGGUGGAAGAGGUCCAUCGACAGCAAAACUUUCAUCUCCUGUCACGAGUUGUGUGCUGAGGAUGAAGAGGGUCCCUGUAAGCACCUGUCAGCUGUAGCCCCUGAACCUGACGCACACCAACCCUGUAGCCACCCCUCUUCCCCAUCUGAGCAAUGUCCCUCAGAGAGCCAGGGGCCAUUAGUGGCUCUGCAGCAUGGAGAGGUCGCAUGCACCAGGAACCUUACCAACGGCACUGCUGAAGUCGCCAAUUGCGGGGACAACGGCCACCAAGAAGAGCACCUUCACCAACAUGACAAUUGCCAACACUCCCAGCCUAACUCCCCUGAGCUGGAGAGCCCCGAAUCAAAACAAACCACUACCUCAUUUCCUGUGCAGCCCUCUCCCAGCUUCAAAAAGUUCAGCACAAGCCCCACCCGAUCACAGCCCCAGCCUAGUGAUGAAUGUACACAAGGGAGGACCUCAGACCAUGUGAAAAAAGCUACCUCAGUCUGCAGCCUGGCAGCCAUGGGACAGGACGCUUCCACAGCACCUUCAACUAACCCCGUGGAUCAUCCCCAGCCCAGCACUGUGGCAGGGGACUCUCCCAAAAGCCUGGGGCCCAACCCGGGCCUCAUCUUACAGGCCUUGACCCUAUCCAAUGCUAGCGAUGGCUUCAAUCUGGAACGACUGGAGAUGCUGGGCGACUCCUUCCUUAAGCACGCCAUCACCACAUACCUGUUCUGUACCUACCCUGACGCCCAUGAGGGUCGCCUGUCGUACAUGCGUAGCAAAAAGGUGAGCAACUGUAACCUCUACCGUCUGGGAAAGAAAAGAGGACUCCCCAGUCGGAUGGUGGUGUCCAUCUUCGACCCUCCGGUCAAUUGGUUGCCUCCUGGCUAUGUGGUCAACCAGGACAAGAGCAGCACAGACAAAUGGGAUUCAGAUGAGACAGCCAAAGAAGAGCUCCUGGCCAAUGGACAGUCGAGAGAGGUCUAUGAGGAAGAUGAUGAUGAGGAAGCAGAUGAAGGGGACAUGGAUGAGGAGCUGAUGUUGAAGGAUGAGCCAAAAGAUGAGGUCAACAUGGAGGACGACCUGGAGUACUACCAGGAGCACAUCAAGUUCAUUGACAACAUGCUGAUGGGCUCUGGUGCCUUUGGCAAGAAGAUCUCCCUCAGCGCCUUCUCCUCCUUGGCUACCCCUCCCCCUACCUCCUCCCCUGCCCCUGAAUCACCCUAUGAAUGGAAGGGCCCCAAGAAGCCUCCGCACCACGCCACAGCUCACUACCCUUCAGAGGCAGUGCCUGGUGGCCCUUCAGCUGAGGAGUUUGACUACAGCUCGUGGGAUGCCAUGUGCUAUUUGGACCCUAGCAAAGCAGGGGAGGAGGAUGACUUUGUGGUGGGCUUCUGGAAUCCCUCGGAGGAGAACUGCGGGGCAGAAAUGGGCAAGCAGUCCAUCUCUUAUGACCUGCACACAGAGCAGUGCAUCGCUGACAAGAGCAUCGCAGACUGUGUGGAGGCUUUGCUGGGCUGCUACCUGACCAGCUGUGGAGAAAGAGCAGCCCAGAUGUUCCUCUGCUCUCUUGGCCUCAAGGUGUUACCGGUUGAGCGAAGGACAUUGAUGGACAUAGACUUGUCAAGCUCACAGACAAACACCCUCGACAUCCGUUAUGGCUGGCUUAAGAUCCCACCCCGUUGCAUGUUGGACCAUCCAGAUGCAGAGCGCACUCUCAACCACCUCAUCUCUGGUUUUGAGAACUUUGAGAGGAAGAUCAACUACACGUUCCAGAAUAAGGCCUACCUUCUGCAGGCCUUUACCCAUGCAUCCUACCAUUACAAUACCAUUACAGAUUGUUACCAGCGGCUUGAGUUCCUUGGUGAUGCAAUUCUAGACUACCUCAUUACGAAGCACCUUUAUGAAGACCCCCGCCAGCACUCGCCUGGUGUGCUGACCGACCUGCGCUCGGCACUCGUUAACAACACCAUCUUCGCCUCUCUGGCUGUGAAGUACGACUACCACAAGUACUUCAAGGCCAUCUCGCCUGAGCUUUUCCACGUCAUUGACGACUUUGUGCAAUUUCAGCUGGAGAAGAACGAGAUGCAAGGCAUGGACUCUGAGCUGCGGCGCUCUGAAGAAGACGAGGAGAAGGAGGAGGACAUUGAGGUCCCCAAGGCCAUGGGGGAUAUCUUUGAGUCGCUAGCCGGAGCCAUCUACAUGGAUAGCAGGAUGUCACUGGAGACAGUGUGGCAGGUGUAUUAUCCCAUGAUGAGGCCACUCAUAGAGAAAUUCUCUGCCAACGUGCCCCGCUCUCCUGUGAGGGAGCUGCUAGAGAUGGAACCAGAAACUGCCAAGUUCAGCCCCGCGGAGCGGACCUACGACGGCAAGGUGCGAGUGACGGUGGAGGUCGUGGGGAAGGGCAAGUUCAAAGGAGUGGGCCGCAGCUAUCGGAUCGCCAAGUCUGCAGCGGCGCGACGGGCCCUGCGCAGCCUCAAAGCCAAUCAACCUCAGGUCCAAAACAACUGA